GGGAUGAGCUUCCCGCGGCCCCUGCGCCGCUCCGUCAGCCUCAGCCCGGCCCGCACCCUGCGCCUCGUCGUGCUGGGGCAGAGCGCCGUGGGCAAGACAGCAUUGACUGUACGAUUCAUCACCAGGAGGUUCAUUGGAGACUAUGAUCCAACUCUAGAAAUGAUCUACAGGCACGUGGCUGUCAUUGACGGGGAGAUGGUGCACUUUGAGAUCCUUGACACGGCAGGACAGGAGGAGGACUCCCUGCAGAUCGAGGAGAAGAUCAAGUGGGGCGAUGGCUUUGCCGUGGUGUACUCGGUGACCGACCGGUGCAGCUUCGACGAGGUGAUGCGGCUCUGCUUCCUCAUCAACCACCUCCACGCCAGCCCCAAGCGCAGCGGCGGCGCCGAGCAGCCCCCCGUCGUCAUCGUGGGCAACAAGAAGGACCUGCAGUUCGACAGGAUGGUGUCCACGGAGGACGGUGAGAACCUCUCCAAAGCCCUGAAGCUUCCUUUCUACGAGAUCUCCACCCGGGACAGCUACGAGGAGCCGGUGGCCGUGUUCAGCAGCCUCUACCAGGAGCUGCUGAGGCAGGGGCACUUCUCCCCGGGCUCCUUCAAGAGGAGGACAGUGUCCAAGCUGAUGGAGAAGAUUCCCAAGAUGCAGGCCAGCUCCACCCUGAACUCUGUGGGCCGGAGCCUCAGCUUUAACUCCUUCAGGGACUACAUCCCUGAGCCCCUUGGCUUGCUCUCCUCUAGUGAGACUGUAAAUAAACCCUGGAAGAAGGGCAGCAGAUGCUCCAUCCCUGCUGAAUCCACCACCUGCUCCCUGCUUUCCAAGGUUCCAAGUCACCCCAGGCCUGACACCUCCACCUCGCUGGGGCAGCCCAUCCCUGGGGGAGGCAAAUCGACCUGCCCAGAUUUCGGAUGCACACUGAGCCCUUAGGCUCAGAUCCCACUUCUCCAUCCCAGAACAGCAUUCCCGGGGCAGCUUCUCCCGUUGAUGCCCUGCCACUCAGUUGCAAGGACACGACGGAGCCGAUUCCAGGAGGUACAAAUGCUGUUGCUUGCAGGGGCCUCUGUGUCUGUUCAUUAAUUUCCCCAUUCCCAAGGGGAGAAUCACCACGGGCUGAGAAUUUGUCUGUUUGCACAGGGAUGGGGCAGGAAAUACAUGGGAAGGAUCCAGGUCACAGCUCAUGUUUCCCUCCCUCCCUCCCAGUGCUGGGGGCUCUGUGGCUGUUCAAGGUGACUGUGCUGGGACCCUGUGGGGUGACCUCCCCCUUGUCCCCCCUGUUGUGACCGACCCCAUUGUCUGCUGCUGCGUCCUGUGACAAUAAAAGCCGAGUUC
Chiroxiphia lanceolata (lance-tailed manakin) is the source of this 1326-nucleotide messenger RNA. RefSeq names its product ras-related and estrogen-regulated growth inhibitor-like. The record is from RefSeq and is a predicted model, not a curated record. The coding region runs from base 4 to 924 and encodes 306 amino acids. Lineage: Eukaryota; Metazoa; Chordata; Aves; Passeriformes; Pipridae. The transcript has 5 exons. Gene Ontology annotation, molecular function: GTPase activity; GTP binding.